Molecule: messenger RNA, 3825 nt
Organism: Saimiri boliviensis boliviensis (Bolivian squirrel monkey)
Lineage: Eukaryota; Metazoa; Chordata; Mammalia; Primates; Cebidae
Gene: ABCD2
Product: ATP binding cassette subfamily D member 2
Biological process (GO): fatty acid beta-oxidation; peroxisome organization; long-chain fatty acid import into peroxisome
Cellular component (GO): peroxisomal membrane
Molecular function (GO): ATP hydrolysis activity; ATP binding; long-chain fatty acid transmembrane transporter activity
Source: RefSeq, a predicted model, not a curated record
AGCGAGAGCCGGUUUCGUUCGCCAGCAGCUGGCCUGGUUCGACCUCUCCAAAAAUAGACAUUUAACUCUCUGAACUCCUGUUUAAGGAAGGAUGUAAUUCGGUUUGCUCUCUCCUCAUUUUCAAGGUUCAAAGGGAAGCUGCGAGGAUUCCAAGGUCCCACCGCCCUCCCAGCCAAUGAGGGGCCUGGGAGGGAGGAGCUUGCUGCAGCUCGAGCUUCUGAGAGAAUCAUCCCCAGUAGAUGCAGUGGAGUCUGAGCCCCGCUGCGUCUGUUCACAGCAGAGCAAAAUUAAAAACAAAACAGUGGAAGAGAAACGCUGCAGACGAUGGGACGCUGUAGGACUUUCUGAAACAUUUGCUGGGAAUUUGGAGCAUGAUCUUUUAAAACGAAUUUUUUUUGAAGCCGGUUUGGGUAACUGGGAAAAUGACACAUAUGCUAAAUGCAGCAGCUGAUCGAGUGAAAUGGACCAGAUCGAGUGCUGCUAAGAGGGCUGCCUGCCUGGUGGCUGCGGCAUAUGCUCUGAAAACCCUCUAUCCCAUCAUUGGCAAGCGUUUAAAGCAAUCUGGCCACGGGAAGAAAAAAGAAGCAGCUUACCCUGCUGCAGAGAAUACAGAAAUACUGCAUUGCACCGAGAGCAUUUGUAAAAAACCUUCUCCUGGAGUGAAUGCAGAUUUCUUCAAACAGCUACUAGAACUUCGGAAAAUUUUGUUUCCAAAACUUGUGACCACUGAAACAGGGUGGCUCUGCCUGCACUCAGUGGCUCUAAUCUCAAGAACCUUUCUGUCUAUUUAUGUGGCUGGUCUGGAUGGAAAAAUCGUGAAAAGCAUUGUGGAAAAGAAGCCUCGGACUUUCAUCAUCAAAUUAAUCAAGUGGCUUAUGAUUGCCAUCCCUGCUACCUUCGUCAACAGUGCAAUAAGGUACCUGGAAUGCAAAUUGGCGUUGGCUUUCAGAACUCGCCUAGUAGACCAUGCCUACGAAACCUAUUUUACAAAUCAGACUUAUUAUAAAGUGAUUAAUAUGGAUGGGAGGCUGGCAAACCCUGACCAAUCUCUUACUGAGGAUAUUAUGAUGUUCUCCCAAUCUGUGGCUCACUUGUAUUCCAAUCUGACCAAACCUAUUUUAGAUGUAAUCCUGACCUCCUAUACACUCAUCCAAACUGCUACAUCCAGAGGAGCAAGCCCAAUUGGGCCCACCCUAUUAGCAGGACUUGUGGUAUAUGCCACUGCUAAAGUGUUGAAAGCCUGUUCUCCCAAAUUUGGCAAACUUGUGGCAGAGGAAGCUCAUAGAAAAGGCUAUUUGCGGUAUGUGCACUCCAGAAUUAUAGCCAAUGUAGAAGAAAUUGCCUUUUACGGAGGACAUAAGGUAGAAAUGAAACAACUUCAGAAAAGUUACAAAGCUUUAGCAGAUCAGAUGAACCUCAUUUUAUCCAAACGUUUGUGGUACAUCAUGAUAGAACAGUUCCUAAUGAAGUAUGUUUGGAGCAGCAGUGGACUAAUUAUGGUGGCUAUACCUAUUAUCACUGCAACUGGCUUUGCAGAUGGUGAGGAUGGUCAAAAGCAAGCUAUGGUUAGUGAACGGACAGAAGCCUUUACCACUGCUCGAAAUUUACUGGCCUCUGGAGCUGAUGCUAUUGAAAGGAUUAUGUCUUCAUACAAAGAGAUCACUGAAUUAGCAGGCUACACUGCUCGAGUGUACAAUAUGUUUUGGGUCUUUGAUGAAGUAAAAAGAGGCAUUUAUAAGAGAACCGCUGUUAUUCAAGAGUCUGAAAGCCAUAGCAAGAAUGGAGCUAAUGUAGAAUUACCUCUCAGUGACACAUUGGCAAUUAAAGGAAAAGUUAUUGAUGUGGAUCACGGAAUUAUUUGUGAAAAUGUUCCCAUAAUUACACCAGCAGGAGAAGUGGUGGCUUCCAGGCUAAACUUCAAAGUAGAAGAAGGAAUGCAUCUUCUGAUAACUGGUCCCAAUGGUUGUGGGAAAAGUUCUCUCUUCAGAAUUCUAAGUGGGCUCUGGCCUGUGUAUGAAGGAGUCCUCUAUAAACCGCCUCCUCAACAUAUGUUUUAUAUUCCACAAAGGCCAUAUAUGUCUCUUGGAAGCCUUCGGGAUCAAGUCAUUUACCCUGAUUCAGUGGAUGAUAUGCAUGAUAAAGGUUAUACAGAUCAAGAUCUAGAACAUAUCCUACACAAUGUCCAUCUCUAUCACAUAGUUCAAAGAGAAGGAGGAUGGGAUGCUGUUAUGGAUUGGAAAGAUGUCCUGUCGGGAGGGGAAAAACAAAGAAUGGGCAUGGCUCGUAUGUUUUAUCAUAAACCAAAAUAUGCCUUGCUGGAUGAAUGUACCAGUGCUGUCAGCAUUGAUGUUGAAGGAAAGAUAUUUCAGGCUGCAAAAGGGGCUGGAAUUUCCUUACUGUCUAUAACACACAGGCCUUCUCUUUGGAAAUACCAUACACAUUUAUUACAGUUUGAUGGUGAAGGAGGUUGGCGCUUUGAACAAUUGGAUACUGCUAUCCGUUUGACAUUGAGUGAAGAAAAGCAAAAGCUAGAAUCUCAGCUAGCUGGAAUUCCCAAAAUGCAGCAGAGACUCAAUGAACUAUGUAAAAUUUUGGGAGAAGACUCUGUGCUGAAAACAAUUAAAAAUGAAGAUGAGACAUCUUAAUUUGUUUUGACACAUUUUAAAAGUUAAUUAUUAGAUAAAGCCUCAAAGACACUGUUAUAUUGCAUGAAGUAUGUUAAGCUAAGCACAGAUUAAAAAAAAAAAGGCAGCAAGACAUUUUAUAAGAUUUUAGCAUUAAGGAAGUAUAUGAUCUGACUUUUCAGAAGAAAAAUAAACAAAUGUAUUAUGUAAGAUCAGUCAUUAUGACUUAUACUAAUUCCUAGUGAAGGCCUAAAACACUUGUAAAGCAGGAUUUUCUAGGUGAAUUCAUGAUGAAUACCAGAUUUACUAUGUAUAUGUGAUGUGUCUGAAGUUCUUAACAAACAUGGGAGAUAUUCUGGAAAAGAAAAAAGUUUAGAGCAGCAUUUGGGUUGAUAUCAAGUGCAUAAAAUUAGAACUUUGAGUAACAUUUAGUCCAUUUAUGGUUAUUAGGUUUAAUAGCAAGAAUUCAUAUUGAUCAUUGCUAGUGGCCAACUAAACAAAAUAGCUGACAGUUUGAUAAAUAAUUUCAAUAUAAAAAUUGUUUUAAUGGCAGUGGUUCAAAGAAAAAAGCAUGGCUAAAAUGUAUACAAUGCCAUAUUUAAAAAUUUUAGACUUUAAACAUCUUAAUGAGGACAUAUAACAAAUUAAUUUUAGUAGGAAUCCGAAAUACUUUUUAAUAAGCCCUUUCAUUUUAAAAAGAGAAUUGCCAAUACAGAAAAGGAGUAUCCAAACAAUGUUUGUCUCAGCCUGAUAAUUUACUUGAUAGAAUUAUCUAUUGUAACUUCUGUUCAGAAAUACACAGCUUGUUUUUGUUUUUGUUUUUGUUUUUGUUUUGCCCAAGGAUGAGAUUCCCACAUUUUAAGAAUUGCAGUGAUAUAACAGAAUUUAAGGAUUCUGAGAAUCACAGUAAUCAUAUACAUUGGAAUAGUACUUUAUAAUUUACAAUCCCCAUUUACAUCAUUUCAUUUUAAUUCUUGUGGCAAUGUUUUAAGACAGGUAUUCUUUUUCCUACUUGGCUUUUGAGAAAAUUGACACUCAGACUUGCCCCAAUCGUGCAAUUUAAUUAAGGAAAGAUCCAGAACUCAAAUGAAGUUUUCUUUACUCCCUGGUUUGGUACUCUUUGUUAUUAUCCUUUAAAUCAAUCUAGGCUAUAAUAGCAAUAAAAAUUAGAUGAGGUGUUGAAAAUAAAAUAAAUUUCUUA